Messenger RNA from Akanthomyces muscarius, 426 nucleotides. RefSeq lists its product as uncharacterized. The transcript has a single exon. Lineage: Eukaryota; Fungi; Ascomycota; Sordariomycetes; Hypocreales; Cordycipitaceae. The coding region runs from base 1 to 426 and encodes 141 amino acids. The record is from RefSeq and is a predicted model, not a curated record.
AUGACCGCCAGCAUCACUAGCGACGUAAACUAUCUCGAGAUGGCACUCCCUCACGCCGCCGACAUUGAUAUGCGUGGCCGCAAGAGGCACCGCAGCCCUACCCGUCCCGAGAUUCGAGCCCUGCGAACUGAGGAAUCCAGCACUCUUCGCGGCCGCUCUCGCCACAGGUCCAUCUCGCCUCAUCGCUCCCAGACUCGCUCGCGUGCCCGAUCCCGCGCUCGCUCGCCCGCCCCUCGCACCUCCAAUGCUCUUCGUCUUGCCUACCAUGCCAGACAGCGAGAGGCCCGCCGCGACCACUGCCCCUCGCGUGCCACUUCGCCUCACCCGACAGAGCCGCCGUACCGCCGACAGCAGAGAACGAAGAGUCGAAACCGGCCGGCUCUCGUCGAGCUCCAGCAAAUGACCAAGACCACAACGUCUGAAUGA